Molecule: messenger RNA, 4025 nt
Organism: Perca flavescens (yellow perch)
Lineage: Eukaryota; Metazoa; Chordata; Actinopteri; Perciformes; Percidae
Gene: ppm1ba
Product: protein phosphatase, Mg2+/Mn2+ dependent, 1Ba
Exons: 6
Coding region: 439-1647 (402 amino acids)
Biological process (GO): protein dephosphorylation
Molecular function (GO): manganese ion binding; magnesium ion binding; protein serine/threonine phosphatase activity
Source: RefSeq, a predicted model, not a curated record
GUUGAAAACGAACGUCAUCUGCUUCAUACAUUUAGCUAGCUUUAGCCAAAAUUAGCUACUUGUUCAAAUCAUAGAUACAGCUUACCGAAACGAGAGUUUUUAUAUUCAACCGACAGCCUACGCUGCCCUUAUUUAUUUGGUGCUCCCUGGGUUUACAGUGCCAAACAUGUAUAUAACAGCCUUGUUGCGAUGCAGAGACAUGCUGAAAGCAGAACUGGUCGUGUAAAAUGCUGGCUAGCCUAAUCAAAGCUAGCUGACGAGCAGGGGCCGAGAAACGAAAGUAACGUUAGCUAACAUUAACGAGAGAUAAGCCUAUCACAAGAAGCCUGGACACAAUUAAACAUACUUGCCAUUGAAGCCACAAGAAGAAGAACUGAUAGAGGUAACGUUAGUUCCUUUCCUACAAAGUAGCAGUGGGUCUCUCUCUAGGGCAGAGCCAUGGGUGCAUUCCUGGACAAGCCCAGGACAGAGAAGCACAACUUGCAUGCUGAGGGCAAUGGCCUGCGCUAUGGGCUGAGCUCCAUGCAGGGCUGGCGGGUAGAGAUGGAGGAUGCUCACACAGCUGUGUUGGGACUUCCUGCUCCUGGUAUGACUGACUGGUCCUUUUUUGCCGUGUAUGAUGGUCAUGCUGGCUCAAGGGUUGCCAACUACUGCUCUAAGCAUCUUCUGGAACACAUAAUCAGUGCUAGCUUAGGGGCCGGAGGGAUCCAAUGUUCCCAGGCUGGUUCAGACAGCUCCACCAGUGACCCUCCAGCACUGGUUCCUCCUACAGUUGAGACUGUGAAAUCCAGGAUCCGGACAGGCUUCCUGAGAAUUGAUGAGCACAUGCGCAGCUUCUCUGACCUUCGAAAUGGCAUGGACCGUAGUGGCUCUACAGCAGUGGGAAUCCUCUUGUCACCUGAUCAUUUCUUCUUCAUCAACUGUGGCGAUUCUCGAGCUGUUCUAUACCGCAAUUUAAAUGUGUGCUUCUCCACACUUGACCACAAGCCUUGCAACCCACGUGAGAGAGAGCGCAUUCAGAAUGCCGGCGGCUCAGUGAUGAUUCAGAGGGUUAAUGGGUCACUGGCUGUAUCAAGGGCCUUGGGGGACUUUGAUUACAAGUGUGUGGAGGGGAAGGGCCCCACAGAGCAGCUGGUUAGCCCCGAACCAGAAGUGUUUGAGAUGGUUCGGGCCCCUGAACAGGAUCAGUUUGUGAUCUUGGCGUGUGAUGGUAUCUGGGAUGUUAUGUCCAAUGAGGAGCUGUGUGAGUUUGUGAAAUCUAGGCUUGAGGUGUCUGAUGAUCUGGAGAGAGUCUGCAAUGAAGUGGUGGACACCUGCCUGCACAAGGGGAGUCGGGAUAACAUGAGUAUUGUGUUAGUGUGUUUUCCCAACGCUCCCAAAGUGUCGGAGGAAGCUGUGAGGAAAGAUGCUGAGCUCAACAAAUAUCUGGAGUCUCGAGUGGAAGAGAUGCUGUCUCGGCCAGGGGAGCACGGGUUUCCCGACCUGGUAGAAGUGAUGAGGAACCUGUCCACUGACAUCGGCAUGCCCGUGCUGCCACCAGGGGGAGGCUUUCACAGCAAACAAAGUGUUAUUGAAGCAGUAUACAACCGUCUAAAUCCAUACAGGGAGGAAGAUGGGAGCGGAGCAGAGUUGGAGUACAACUGGUAGCUGUCCAGCACAGCUACCUGAUCCAAGAACAGAUCACACCAGAUCACAUCCAUAAUCACCUUUUUAAUUUCCUCUGGGAUUUUUUUUAUUUAUUUUUAUUCCCCACACAGAUCAAUCGAAGCAAAAAUCCUGGUUUUUAAAACCCUAUGUGGAGGACUGCAAAACCGAUUCACUUGGUUCUUUUUGUAGAACAAAACAGGGAAAAAUACAAACAACUACAUUGAUAUCUGAAAGCAGAACUACAAUUACAGUAUAUACUUUAGAGAAGCAAACAGCCACAGUUUGUCUUGCCCCUCAUUUUCUUGUGGUGGUUGUUUUGGUUGUGGAUUGACACACAGGAGCAGCCCUGCUCUGAACGCUUUGGGGCUUCAUGGUGCCUUUCUCAGAACUGAAAGAGAACGGAGGCCCUCAAAAGUUGGCCAGACAGGCAUUACCAAACCAGCCACUCCUGGAUGUUUGUAAGAUACUAAAAAGACUAAAGUGGUUUGUUGGCUGCAUUUUUUUAUGGCAUUAUUUGUUUUGAAGUGUGAACUUUACUUGCACCUGACUGGCAGCCAAUCGACCACACAAGCCUGCGACUCCCACACACCUCAAGCUAUGCUGUCCAGUUCAGGCAAGCUUAGUCUUCUGGGCAUACUGGUACUCUAACGGGGGCCCAACACUUCACCUGCCCAUGCUCCUGGUUCGCUGGAGGCAGCCUCACAGAACUCCACGCUAUCCAAAGACUACUGGGUUAAAGCCUCAAAUUCAUCAUCUGAGGCUGCACACCUGAACACGAGGGGAGAGCUCAUGAGAGAACCAAGUCUGUCUGGCAACUAAUUUCAGUUUGGCUCCUCCGUACCGCGUCCAAACUAAACUAAGUCAUGGGCUGGUGUGCCUGGCUGCAGAUAGGAAUUACAUGGAGAUGGUUUAAACUCAAGUGUGAUGACUUUUCUUGCACGUCCCUGCUCACUUUCUCUCCUCUUGCCCCUUAAAGGAUGUUAUCUUUAUGAUUUCUCACUCUUCUCCUCUGCCUCUCUCUCUUUUCGCUUUCUCUUCAAAUGCCAGAAGAGACUUGGCCGUCAUUUGCAUUGGCAGACAUUGCCAGAAACAUAAGCUUUUGAGCCUGCUGUUGUUGAAGAGAUAGAAAGAUAGAAAUUAUAUUCAUAUAUAUACAGAUAUAUAUUUUGAUUUGUUUUCAACUUAAUUCCCAGCCAUGGUGUUCGUUGUGCAUUGUGGUCUGCGUGUGUGCACGUUUUGUGUAGACAAAUUUAAGACCCAAAAAAGUCAAAGUUGCACAUAGCAACGUUCCAAAGACAGGGUAUGGGGAUAAAGUAAUUCCAGCCUCACCUUCUUCUUCUUCUUCCCCAUUUCUCCUCAACACACACACACACACACACACACACACACACACACACACACACACACACACACACACACACACACACACACACACACGACCUUGCUUGUGCUACAACUUGCCUUUUCUAUCUCUCAAAUAUCCUGUGUAAAAAAACAUAACAAAAAAAAGCCUUUCUUUUAUUUUCAUUGAAGAAAUUCCAUCAUUUACCUUUUUUUAUCUCUAUUUAAAUGUUUUUUGGUGUAUAUGGCUUUUCAGAGUACGGUGGCUGUGGUCGUAUUACAGAUAGGUAAGAAAACAACAAGGGGAGCAUAAAAUAUUCCUUGUACAGCAAAUUGGGUGAGAAGUAGGUUUUUGGUGUUUCACUGUAAGCAAAGGGACUUUUGGGACAAACGAGAAAAGGCCCUACACCCAGAGCUGUUUUCACACUGUCACUGAAAUUGCUGUCCUUCAGCUCCACAGCUACCUUCAUAGACUUUGCCUCAAAGGCUCAGGACAGUUGCUGGGGAAGGCCUGGUUUGACUUUUUGAAUUGACCAGGAGUCCAUUUAAUUUCUGUCAACCCAAGCACUAAUAAGUGGUUAAAACUUCUGAAACAAAGCCUUUUUUUUUUUUUUUUUAAUUAACAAAUGUGUGCAUAGACAAAGUGGAUACACAUACUUUGUAUGUGUAUUCUGUAGAUGCAUUUAAAAUAGGCUCUAAGUAUACAAAACUGUAAUAUACACUUUUUUUCAAUCAUUCAAUGGCAAAUUCAUUGUGCUUUCUGAAGUGGUAGUAUUGAAAGAGAAUAGGCCUAACCGAGUUUGCUGGCUGAUAAAUGUUGUGGUACAGUUUGCUCUUGGUGCCAUAUGACAAAUAGGUACUUGAAUGUGUAGUUAUUUUGCAGUUGCGUUGUUUUAAUGGGAUGAUUGAUUUUUCUUUGUGGUGGAGGGAGUGGGAGGGGUGGGAUCUCUAUAGAUGUGCAUGUUUUGGGAUUGAGGGAGGAGUGUAUUUUGUGGGUGAAAUGUAUUGGGCGGAUGGGGAUAAUGUGGGCAUGUUCA